AUGGAGGACUUUGUGGCUGCUGAAAUAUAUGGUGUUCCUUCUGGGAAGGAACACACCCUGCUUCCUGGCCGCUGUUGCCUGCGGUCCACCCUGCAGGAAGGCAUCCCGACGCUCAUCGUCCUGGACUCCAAGGGGGAGGUGAUCACGCGGCAGGGGCGGGUGGAGGUGCUGAACGACGUGGAAUGCCGCGAAUUCCCCUGGCACCCCAAACCUGUGCUGGAGCUGACGGACUCCAACGCCGUGCAGCUGAAUGAGGGCCCCUGCCUCGUUCUCUUUGUAGAUUCGGAGGAUGACGGAGAGUCGGAGGCAGCGAAACAACUGAUUCAACCCAUAGCUGAAAAAAUCAUUGCCAAGUACAAAGCCAAAGAUGAGGAGGCACCGUUGCUCUUCUUUGUGGCGGGCGAGGAUGACAUGACCGACUCCCUGCGGGAUUACACCAACCUGCCCGAGGCUGCCCCCCUGCUCACCAUCCUGGACAUGUCAGCCCGGGCCAAGUACGUGAUGGAUGUGGAGGAGAUCACACCCGAGAUCGUGGAAGCCUUUGUCAGCGACUUUCUAGCAGACAAGCUAAAACCCGAGCCCAUCUAAGGGGGCUUCUGCACCAACAGACGUUAUUUAAAACUAGGUCUCUCUUCUGCCGCUCGUGGAUUCUCCAGCGUGUCCUCACGCCCGACCCAGUAUCCAACCUUCUUGUGGUGCCUUGUUCUACGCAGUGAAUCCUUCUCCUAAGCAAACUCCUUGAGAUGCACUUUCAGCAGGGAGUCGUUGGCGUUUGGAGACUUCGCUUGUGCUUCAUGGUGAUAUAUUCUCUAAUAACCAGGCCAGAACUGUUACCAUAUCGUUACUUUAUACACGGCACUAGCUAGCAGGCAAACCUUUUUGCAUGGUGUUCUUCCCAACGUAUGCAUCAGGCAGUGGAUGGGGUUCUCGGGGCUCUUUUCUUCUCCUUCUUCUCCCCCCUUCUUUCCUCUCCUACCACCCCUGCUGACUAAAUGACUUUUAAGGAAGCAAUAAGGCAACUGUCCCCUUCGCCCCUGGCCCGUCCGACUUUCCCAUGCGAGUGCCCUGACGAGGCCGAGACAAAGUCUUAACUGCUGACAACCUCUGAAAGACCACGGCGCAGCCAGGCUCUUCCUCCUGGGGCUGAGACCUUUCCGGGUGGGUUUCCCACCUCCCACCCCAAGCACCAGCAGCCUUAGGUGCUGCUGGCCCUGUUUAUAGGGGGGGUCACCCCCUGAUCCACCUGUGAUGGGUGGAUGUUCCUUCCCUCCCUCUCUUGAGCCAGGAGGAGGACCACCAUCGGGCUGCCCUCACCUCUCCCUUGUGCUCUCCCUGUCCCCUCUUGUCCCUCUCUCUGGUAUGAAUUGUCCUCUCCCCUCUAUGUUAGUUGAUCGAGCUGUUUUUCGUAGGUGUGUCCCAAACCCAACAUUAAUGGUGCUGUUCUUUAAAAAAAAAAAACCAAAAAAAAAA
This is a messenger RNA of Calidris pugnax (ruff), 1470 nucleotides long. RefSeq names its product nucleoredoxin-like. The transcript is spliced from 4 exons. NCBI's taxonomy places the organism in Eukaryota, Metazoa, Chordata, Aves, Charadriiformes, Scolopacidae. Bases 1 to 588 code for a protein of 195 amino acids. The record is from RefSeq and is a predicted model, not a curated record.